Guillardia theta CCMP2712 is the source of this 1367-nucleotide messenger RNA. Its product is annotated as ferredoxin bilin reductase plastid precursor. Gene Ontology annotation, molecular function: oxidoreductase activity, acting on the CH-CH group of donors, iron-sulfur protein as acceptor; cobalt ion binding. Gene Ontology annotation, biological process: phytochromobilin biosynthetic process. The record is from RefSeq and is a predicted model, not a curated record. The coding region runs from base 12 to 1082 and encodes 356 amino acids. The transcript is spliced from 6 exons. NCBI's taxonomy places the organism in Eukaryota, Cryptophyceae, Pyrenomonadales, Geminigeraceae.
AAGGUGUAACAAUGGUGGCUCGCGCGAUCCUCUCUUUCGUCGCGCUCUUCGGCGCCGCCCAUGCCUUUCAGCUCGGGACUCCCGUGCGCCAUGGCCUCUCCUCCUCCUCUUCUCCUCUCCUCCGCACUUGCCUUCACCGUUCGGCUUCUUCCUCUGCACCGACGGUCUCCCCUCGCCUGCGAAGCCUUCGCAUGGCUGACGAGGCCAGGGCAGUGGGAUCUCGCGAUUCCGGACGACACAUGGAGGACACGAGCGAGAGGAGCGAGGCAGUCAGCGACAUCUACAAGCCGUUCUGGGAAUGGGCGGCCAAGACCAUCAAGGAAAGACUGGGAGACGACCUUGUCUCCUACCCGAUCCCCGACGGAUAUCUAAGGAAAGAAGCCAUGGUCGGCAAGGGGAAGAGAGAGAGCCUGGCCUGGACGCAAAGUUACGGAUACCAGACUAAAAAGAUGAGGCAGAUCCGAGCCGCGCACGUCAAUGGAGGAGCUUCCCUUCAGGUGCUGAACCUUGUGUUCUUCCCGCACAUGAACUACGACUUGCCCUUCCUCGGACUAGAUCUGGUGACCCUUCCCGGCGGUCACCUCAUCGCCAUCGACAUGCAGCCGCUGUUUCAAACUGAGGAGUACAAGAAGAAGUACGCCGAGCCAUGCAUGGACAUGUAUCAGAAGCACGUGAAGAACUUGCCAUGGGGGGGAGACUUCCCUGAGGAGGCGAAGCAGUACUUCUCCCCCGUUUUCUUGUGGACAAGACCGCAAGAAGACAAGCAGGUAGAGACAUAUGUGUUUGAAGCCUUCAAGGAUUAUAUCAACAAGUAUCUCGACUUUGUCGAGGCUGCAAAGCCAGUGACCGAUCCUGAUCAUCUAGCUCGCAUUCGCGAGCGCCAGCUCUCAUACCUGCAGUACAGAGCAGAGAAGGAUCCAGCACGAGGAAUGUUCACUCGCAUGUAUGGACCUGAAUGGACCGAGCGCUACAUCCAUGGCUUCCUCUUCGACCUGGAGGAGAAGAUGGAGAGCGGCGAGUACAAGACAGGGGAGUUGCUCCCAUGCUCGGACCCCCUCAACUUCCAGCCCACGCCCCUCUGAACGCCUCAAGGAAGAGCGGCCGUAUCAGCGGAAGAUGCGUUUAUUAGCAUCAGUUGAAGUUUGUAACAUCAGAUGAGACCUCUGGCUUCACCAGAAUCCGAAAAAACAAAAAGGGAUUCGACGAAAUCAAAAUGUAUCCCGAGAAAAAGGUCAAAAAGGUCAAAAAGAGCAGUGAAAGCUCUGAAGCUCUCCAUUGAAGGUUGGCCAUCAGGGAGCACAAGAAUGUGUGUGUGAGUGAACAAUGGCACGAAGCCGCAAACGUCAUUGAAUUGCGGGAUUCUUCUU